Molecule: messenger RNA, 3006 nt
Organism: Drosophila bipectinata
Lineage: Eukaryota; Metazoa; Arthropoda; Insecta; Diptera; Drosophilidae
Gene: p
Product: WD40 repeat domain-containing protein pink
Biological process (GO): developmental pigmentation
Cellular component (GO): cytoplasm
Molecular function (GO): protein binding
Source: RefSeq, a predicted model, not a curated record
UUUUGUUUGUCCAGCUGACUUCUAUCUCAGAGUUUAACUUUCAUUGAGGACUGUUUUACGUUUAAAAAAAUAUAUAAAAACAAACAUUACGUAUAUUCUUGAAGGAAAUAAACCAGAAAUAAAGGCGAAGCAAUACCCUUCCACCGGUGGAGUUAUCCCAUCGAAAAGGAAAGGCUUUUAUACACACGGCUUCUAAGCGCUACGUGAUAAGAAAAACAGAAGAAAAAAUAAACGAAAAAAGUGCCGAGAUAUGUUUUAAAGUUAAUGGGGGAUUAGCGAGGGUCAUAAAAACGAGAAAUGUGAUAGAAAUACACUAAAAAGUCCAGGAAAUCAUCAAGAUGGCCGACGCCUAUUGUCUGACAAACUUUAUUGAUUUUUCCCUGUCGCUGUCUCUGCCGCUGAAGCAUCACAAUCGCAUCAAGUACACGUGCUUCGACAUAUCCGACUGCUAUAUCAUUUUUGGAGCUUCAUCCGGAUCUUUGUACCUGUUCAAUCGCAACGGAAAGUUUCUGCUGCUGAUUCCGAAUAAACAUGGUGCUAUCACUAGCCUCAGUAUUUCGGCAAACAGCAAAUAUGUAGCAUUUGCAACGCAGCGAUCAUUGAUCUGUGUGUAUGCGGUUAAUCUCUCCGCCCAGGCAACGCCCCAGGUGAUAUUCACGCAUCUGGAUCAGUCGGUGCAGGUCAGCUGCAUCCACUGGACCCAGGACGAGAAGCAGUUCUACUAUGGAGACUCGCGGGGACAGGUCAGCCUGGUGCUGCUCUCCUCGUUCAUUGGCCACAGUUUGCUAUUUAACAUGACUGUGCACCCGCUUCUCUAUCUGGACUCGCCCAUUGUCCAGAUCGACGACUUCGAGUCCCUUCUUCUUGUCUCCAACUGCACCAAGUGCAUUCUCUGCAACACCGAAUACGAAGAAUACAAACAGAUUGGAAACCGGCCAAGAGACGGUGCCUUUGGAGCUUGUUUCUUCGUAUCGCCGCAGGAAGCGAUUCAGCCAUCUCGAAUCUAUUGCGCCCGUCCUGGCAGUCGCGUGUGGGAGGUGGACUUCGAAGGAGAGGUAAUUCAGACGCACCAAUUCAAGGCUGCCUUGGCUACCGCGCCUGCAAGGAUUCAGCGACCCGGAAACGGAAACGACGAACAGGACUCCAAUGCCGAGCUGCUGGACCAUCAACCGCAGAAUCUUCAAUUUUCCAAAGUCCAAAGACUAGGCGAGGACUUUCUUUUGGCCUUCACGGAGCUGGGAUUGUAUGUGUUUGAUGUGCGUCGGUCGGCGGUGGUUUUGUGGUGCAAUCAGUUCGAGAGGAUCGCUGACUGCCGCCCCUCGGGGUCGGAGAUUUUCGUGUUUACACAGUCGGGAGCUCUGUAUAGCGUCCAACUGCAGACUCUUCAGUCGCAUGCCAUUUCCAUGAUGCAACAAUCCAAGCUGCUUCCCUGCGCAAACCUUCUACGUCAGAAUGUCCGGUAUUUUGCGGACAAAGCACGAGAAGACUAUGAGCUGAAGCAGCUGAAUCCGUUGAAGCAGCUUUUAAUCGAGCGACAGGAAUACGAAUUGCUGAACGAUAUAUCCGUGAUAUUCGACUCGAUAUCCCAGUGCACUGGAAGCGCCUUGGAUACCCACAGUUCGGGAGGAAGUUCUGCCACCACAGAGCGCAGCCUAAGCGGAGGAGGAAGCUCUACCAAACCAGCGCCGAAAGGUGUCUACGUUUUAGAGAAUGCCUUUUGUGAUAACCUGAAGCAACCUCCGAAGUCCGGGCAUUUCAAAGACGCUUUACUCACCGUGACCGGGAAGUUUGGAAAGAACAUUAUCAAGUACAAGUUUAACAUUUUCGCUGAAGAGCAGCAGCAGCUGGUGAGAGAACUGAUUCCAGCCAGUGAGCGUUCGCUUCCUUUUAAGGACAUCAAGGCCAGAUACGAAUCUGGAUCCGAGGACCAGGACGACGAGAUUGUUCGCCGAUGCAAGAAACCUUUACCUCAGGCCCCGCACAUAACUCCCGAGGAGAAGACACUUUACAAUCUCUACUUGAUCGCUAAGGGUUCUAGAUUUAGUCGGAGGCAAUGCGUCGAGCGCUACAGGGCAGUGUUCGAUGAAUAUGCAGCUGCUGAAUUGGUUAAUCUCCUCGAGAAACUGGCGAAAGUGAUGGUCGACCAUGGGGACACGAUAGACCAGGCAAGACGAAACUGCUACGAGAUGUACUUCGAUUACCUUGACCAGGAUUUAAUAUGGGAGGUGGAUGACGCGACAAGGGAUUACAUAGCUUCCGGUUUUAUUCUGCUGAAUUCUUCAGAAAAUACGGAAAUUGUGCGCUGUGAGCAUUGCUCCUUCCCCCUGCGGUUUGAUACUUCGUGCCAAUACCACGAUCUGGGAGCUGUGCUUCUCCGGUAUUAUUGGUCCCGAGGCGAUCAGCUGAAGUGCUUCGAUGUGGUACAUGCAGUUCCUGCUCUUCUGGAUGUCUUGGCCAAGUUCUAUCUAGCCGAACAGAAUCUCCCGAAAGUAGUCGCCAUCGUGCUGAACUACGGCUUGCCGGAACUACUGGUGGAUGUGGGAAAGCAAUUCAACGUUGGAGCCUGGGCGCGCUGUUUCGAGCAGUUUGUGGACCUCCAACGUGGGCAACUGGUGUGUGCCAACUGCGAAUGCGUUUCGGGCGUGGAGAGCGAGCAGUUGGGACGACACUUUUUCUACAACUGGAACUGUUUCCUAAACAUAGCACUGGACCACAUGGCUGCUAGGGAUACCUUGGCCUUGAUCUUUAAGUGGAGCACGUACAUUCCAAACGACGCCAUCGACAGGGAGUUUUAUUCACGCUGCCUGCUCAAGGGCUAGAACACCCUAACUAAAUACAUAUAUACGAUACUAUGUAGCCAUAUUUAUUGUUCCCACUAUUUAAUCUCAAGCUAAGGCCAAUACCAAAAGCAUUUAUUCUAUAUAAAAAUGUACACCCCCGAUAUGUAUAUUGCAAAUAAGCAGGAAAUUGCAUGAAAAUAUACAAGAGUUCGACGUUACAAUUGUG